Molecule: messenger RNA, 876 nt
Organism: Letharia lupina
Lineage: Eukaryota; Fungi; Ascomycota; Lecanoromycetes; Lecanorales; Parmeliaceae
Exons: 2
Coding region: 1-876 (291 amino acids)
Source: RefSeq, a predicted model, not a curated record
AUGUCAUAUUAUUAUACCGCCCUGGUUGCAGAGGACUGGGCCGUCGAUGCAUGGAGCCACAUGAACAAUAGCGACGGCACAAACUCCAGCCUCACGGCACUUCCAGAUCAAGGCGCUGGAACAUGGCAAUGGGAUUAUGCCACUUCUGAAGCGCCUCCAUCUAUGCCAAAUACGACAUUUACUACCAUCGGAGAUAUCACUUUUCCGUCCAUGCCAGACACAGCUCAUCCGGAAACCGAGAACUGCUUCACAUUCCUACCAUCCAUAUCGGUUCAAGGCAGCCCGAGCGAAAAGUGUGACUGCGGGACGACGACCGCAGCGUUGACAACCCAGGGAUCCAGCACUGGCUGCGCGCUCAGCAAUACCAUCUUCCCGAUAAACCAGUUUCCAGUCAGCACAUGGACCGUCACCUCAUCUGCUACCCCGGCUCCCGUGGUGACACCGUCACAGCGUAUGUAUCCCAGAGGUAUAUUUCAAGUUUUCAAGGAAAUGGGAACUGAUAUCAAGAUCACAGCAACUCCGACACGAGCGUUUGAGAUUAUGUUCAAAGACGGUACCGUCGACGGGAUACAGCUCGACGCUUGGACAGUCUACUCGCACCCCAUCGGUCAAGCCACCAAGAUAGAUGCCUGCAAUGGAGGAUUUUUUUUUAAAACUGCCGGCGACACCGUCAGCUUCCCGACCAGCCUAGGCCCUUUCAACAAUGCUCCAUACAGAUCAUGCAGGUACCAAGGUCCCACGAACGCUCCUGGUAGCGUCUCCUGUCCGGAUAUGGCCACAUGGACCACAUGCAGCCCAGCGACUUGGUCGACGCAGGGUUGUGACAACGGCGCCGGGGAAGACGUAUUUAUCGCGCAGGCUGAAUGUGAGUUCUGA